Molecule: messenger RNA, 549 nt
Organism: Phytophthora infestans T30-4
Lineage: Eukaryota; Oomycota; Peronosporomycetes; Peronosporales; Peronosporaceae
Exons: 1
Coding region: 1-549 (182 amino acids)
Source: RefSeq, a predicted model, not a curated record
AUGGACAAUAGCGACGACGAGGGUGUGGCGUUCAAACCUAACGCGUUGGACGUCGUUGGAUCCUGGUUACUGGGAGGUGACGGUGACGACGUGCAGGAAGAGGGACAACAACAUCUCGAGCGACAGACGCAGCGCCGCCCCGUGACACUUUACCGUCCGUCGUCUGCUUCUUCGGGCAAGAGUCUUCCGAGCUUAACGAGGCCAAACGCCUCCUAUGGCAACGCUGAUGAAACGCUGACGGAGCAGGAGCGUGAGAUGAAGCGGAAGUUGCUGCGUAAGCCACGUAGUCGUCGAGUCGAGGAGUCGGUUAAAGCGGAGAAGGAGUCGCAACAGCAGCGUGACGAGGCACAGGACGAGGAGGAGCAGGAACUGGUACGCCUCAAGACGCAGAGCAACAAGGAUGACAGGAAACGAAAGCGUACAUCACAGGAUGAUCUACUGGAAAAGCUACGUGAGGAGGCAGCCAAGAAGAAAAUUAAGAACUUAAAGCGCAAACUGCAGCUGAAGCGCAAAAAGCAACAGCAGAAUAGAGUCACCGCCGCGUACUGA